AUGUCCGUAUACGACCCUUCACUUCUUAGUCAGUUUUUACCGCAGUAUUAUAAACGGAUAUUUCCUUUCAAACCAUACGUGAAAUGGCUCUGCUAUAACCAAAAGCCUGCAGAUUACUUCGCAAGACGUGAGUUCGCGUUCAUUCUUGAGGGAGACGUGCAUCUUCGGUAUCGAUGCUUUGAGGACCAAGCCGAAUUUGAACGAGAAUUGUGUAAAAUUAGUCCACAUAAGUUGGAUAUCGGAGCGGUUUACUCCCAUAAGCCAAAAGAGAAUAAAAAGCAUUCGGAUUUCAAAGCUGUUGAACGUGAACUUGUUUUCGAUAUCGAUCUCACUGAUUAUGACAAUGUACGGAAAUGUUGCACCGAGGCAAAGGUAUGUGCGAAAUGUUGGAGGUUUGUCUCUCUCGCGGUACAAGUCCUUGAUAAGCUACUCGAAGGUAUGCAUUUAUUAUCAGGUCACCUGAACGAGGCAAAGGUAUGUGCGAAAUGUUGGAGGUUUGUCUCUCUCGCGGUACAAGUCCUUGAUAAGCUACUCGAAGAUCACUUCGGAUUCAAAGCUCGAAUGUGGGUGUUUUCUGGACGGCGAGGUGUUCAUUGCUGGGUAGGAGAUGAGAAGGCGAGGAAGCUGACGAAUGCUGGGCGCUCUGCUGUUGCUGAAUAUCUCUCAUUGAUUGUGGGUGACAAACUCGAUAUAUACGGUAAUCGUACCAGUAUGGCCAAGAAAUUGCUUCCUGUUCACCCCAUGGUGGAGACUGCUUAUCGCGUAGCCAUGGAAUGUGGUGAAAUGGAUGAAAUGGUUCUCGAACAGGGUUGGCUUGAACUCGAUUCUGCACUUGCAAUAUUGAAGCAUUGCGAAGAUCCCGAGCUGCAGGCUACACUUCGGUCUCAGUUCGAAGAAGUAGACAGCCCCGCGAUGCGAUGGCAACUCCUAAAACGCCGUUUCGAUGAUAACUACAGAAAGGAAAUGAAGCGAUCUAAUCAAGUGAUUCCAGAGCCUGUUUCUGGUGUAAGCAGGAACUUCUUGCGAUGGUUCGUACUGUGGCAUGCAUACCCUCGGCUGGAUGUCAAUGUGUCUACAGGACUGAACCAUUUAUUGAAGUCACCAUUCUGUAUUCAUCCGAAAACAGGGAACGUGGCUGUACCUUUGGAUGUAAGCAAGAUAAGCGAGUUCGACGUUACGACGUGUCCUCGUGUUGACAUUCUCAUCAACGAACUGUCGAAAAACGCUGCAGAUGAAGAUGUUAAGGAAAAUCGGAAAAUUCUAGGCUACAAGCACACAUCCCUUGCUCCGUAUGUGGAAAACUUCGAAAAGUUCGUAGAGCUUGCUGUGACCAGUUGA
Messenger RNA from Cooperia oncophora, 1338 nucleotides. Lineage: Eukaryota; Metazoa; Nematoda; Chromadorea; Rhabditida; Trichostrongylidae. The record is from the annotation of a GenBank genome assembly.